AUGCAAGUCGCAUUCCUUAUGCUGUUGGGCCUCGCCACGGCGAGUAUCAUCCAAAAUGGACAGCUGCGUGAGAAUCCUUACCCGGGCCAGACGGACGCGAUUGCGCUCGACGCGUCGUGGAGGACGUAUGCUCCGGAUGCGGUAGAGAUUGGGUAUAAAGGGCGGUGGGAUAGUAAACACGUUUCUUGGUGGUCUGCCCCCGGGGUUAAAUUCGAUUUUACGGGAAAUCAGGUCGCGCUCGGAUUUGGUCCUCAGACGUCUGAGGGUGUGCUUGUGGCGUAUCGUAUCGCCGGUCUGGACUGGGAGUUCUCCAACGUAACGGCCGGCUCGAUUCACCAGUUCGUGGGACCAGAGACUACUGUCAAAACCGAGCAGACCACAUUCGAGCUUCGGGUCACCAACUGGGCCUAUGGAGUCCAACUAAACAACGUCUCCGUCGGCCACGACUCCCGGCUAAUCAAAACCCCCGAGUUGGAAAAGAAUGUUGAGAUUAUUGGCGAUUCACUGGCAUCGGGACAAUACGGCACCUACGAAGGCCUCUCUUCCUGGGCCUUUGCAUUUGCUGCAGGACUAGGAAACGUUGACUACUCCAUCACGGCAUACCCGGGGAUCUGUCUCCAAGACAAAGAAUGCUAUGAUAAUGCCCGCGGAAUGACAUAUCAAUGGAAACAAGCCUCCGACUGCGGCGCCCGCGCCAAAAAGACCUACGGCGCGAGCCCCGAACCGUGGAACGUGAGCGACCAUCGCGCCGCUGACUUGGUCGUCAUUAAUUUGGGGACAAACGAUCACCGCAAGGGCAACGAGGUCGCACCGGACGACUUUUACGAUAGCUACGUGAAGCUGAUUGAGGAGGUCCAUGAGGCGUGGCCGCAGGCGAAUAUCAUUAUCAUGUCACUCUGGGGCACUUUCGACUCCAAGCAGGACACCUACGUUCAGGUACCGCUGUACGUGCGAGCCCUGAAACGGGUAUUCGAGCGGUUCCGAGAAAGCGGGUUCGUGCACUACUUUGAUACCACAGGGAUCCUCCACCACAAUGACGUGAAUCCGAAGGAUCACCCAACGGACGUGGGGCAUAUCAAGAUCGCGAGCCAUCUGAUGCAGUUUGUAAAGUUGCGGCUUGGGUGGGAAUUUGCGGCGUCGGGGCCGGAGGUCGAGCAUGAUACGUUGUAUUGGAAUGAUGAAGCUGGAUAUUGAGUCGAUUGUGGUUGGUGCAUCUCUUGGCAUUGUUGCUGUCAGGCUGACGACGCGGGGGCUGCCUGGUAGCCUGGCCGAUGCAGUGUAUAUAUACUUUCAAACCUUCAUUGCAUCUUUUUCUUUACUCCAUCUAUCUAAGCAUUGUCAC
Aspergillus candidus is the source of this 1342-nucleotide messenger RNA. Its product is annotated as SGNH/GDSL hydrolase family protein. NCBI's taxonomy places the organism in Eukaryota, Fungi, Ascomycota, Eurotiomycetes, Eurotiales, Aspergillaceae. Bases 1 to 1194 code for a protein of 397 amino acids. Gene Ontology annotation, molecular function: carboxylic ester hydrolase activity. The record is from RefSeq and is a predicted model, not a curated record. The transcript has 10 exons.